Messenger RNA from Lasiodiplodia theobromae, 621 nucleotides. Its product is annotated as HSP90 associated co-chaperone. The transcript is spliced from 3 exons. The record is from RefSeq and is a predicted model, not a curated record. Gene Ontology annotation, cellular component: nucleus; cytosol. The coding region runs from base 1 to 621 and encodes 206 amino acids. Gene Ontology annotation, biological process: protein folding; chaperone-mediated protein complex assembly. Gene Ontology annotation, molecular function: Hsp90 protein binding; protein-folding chaperone binding. NCBI's taxonomy places the organism in Eukaryota, Fungi, Ascomycota, Dothideomycetes, Botryosphaeriales, Botryosphaeriaceae.
AUGUCGCAGUCUCUGACUCCCGAAGUCCUCUGGGCCCAGCGCUCGUCGGCAACCGACCCUGAGCGCAACCACGUCUUCCUGACCAUCUCGGCUCCCGAUGUGCCCAAGGAGAAGAUGACGCUGGACGUACAACCCACCAAGGUCGCCUUCACCGGCCACUCGGAGUUGAAGAACGUCGACUACAAGGUCGAGCUCGAGCUGUUCGCCGAGAUCGUUCCCAAUGAGAGCAAGAUCAACCACACCGGCAAGAACAUCGAGAUGGUCCUGCGCAAGAAGGAGCUCAAGGAGGAGUUCUGGCCCCGCCUGCUCAAGGAGAGCAAAAAGCUGCAUUUCCUGAAGACCGACUUCGACAAGUGGGUCGACGAGGACGAGCAGGACGAGGCUGCUGACGACGACUACCUCGCAAACAUGGGCGGCAUGCCGGGCAUGGGCGGCGGCGACGGUGGCUUCGGCGGCAUCGACUUCUCCAAGCUGGGUGGUGGUGCCGGUGGUAUGCCCGACUUGGGCGCCCUCGGUGGCGCCGCCGGCGACGCCGAGGAAGGCUCUGACGACGAUGACGACAUGCCCGAGCUCGAGGGCGAGGACAAGUCCGCUGCCGGUGCCGCCAAGGCAAGUUCGUAG